AUGAUAAUCCCCGUACGGUGCUAUUCUUGUGGGAAAGUUAUAGGGCACAUUUAUGAGCAAUAUCAGGCUCUUUUGGAUGAGGAUUAUACUGAGGCCGAGGCUUUGAAUAAAUUAAAUUUAGAGCGUUAUUGCUGCCGUCGGAUGAUUCUUUCUCACAUCGAUCUUGCGGAUGAUCUUAUUCCAUAUAGUGCUCCCAUGGUAGGUACGAUGCCGUUAAUGACGCCGCUGCAAACCCCAACUCCUCAUCGCCGUUAG
Molecule: messenger RNA, 255 nt
Organism: Phytomonas sp. Hart1
Lineage: Eukaryota; Euglenozoa; Kinetoplastea; Trypanosomatida; Trypanosomatidae
Source: the annotation of a GenBank genome assembly